CACGUUUCACGUGAAAAUGUCACGCAAAACAAGUGUUGUUAUUCUGCGUGUUUUAUUUUGUGUCCUCCCAGCAGACGACGAGGCUUCCCCGGGUGUUAAUGGGAGCAGCGGGAGGAGGGGGCGAGGCGAGAGGGAGACUCCUCAUUCUGCCGCCGACCAUAUAAGGGCACUUCCGGCGGGUGACCUGAGGUGGGCCUUGUGGUUGCCAGGUAACCAAGUUUGUGGGUUGUUUCACGUUACCACUCCUCUCCUCUGGCUGCGUCUCGGCUGCCAUUGCUGCCCCGGACCCCUGACCCGCCAGCACCUGCAGGAUUUCAACCCGCAGCACUCCAGCUCCCAGACAAGAAGAAGUGUCCAAAGAGUGAGGAUGCAGACGCUGCUGGUGAAGAUCUCCUGCUCCACCAUCCUGCUUCUGGUGCUCACGUCCUCCGUCUGCUCACAGUCAGACUGUUCUCAAGCCCGGUCAUGUGACCUGUGUGUUGGCGACUCCAUGCUCAACCUGACCGGCUGCGUCUGGAAGCUUUGUCCUGAUGGUAACGACACAGGCGGGUGUGUGUUCGACAAGGGAAAUGUGGCGGACAGCUCCGGGAAUUGCAGCUGGACCCGGGUGUCGGAGUUGUGCUCAGUGGUGGAGACGGUGGCUGAAAAAGGAGGAGGUGACUCAGGUGACGGCGGGAAGGCGGAGGCCAGGCCGCGGUUCUCUCAGGCCAAGUUCAGCAUGUCCAGCUUCAUCGGCGGCGUGGUGCUGGUCUUGUGUCUGCAGGCCGCCGGCGUCCUCGCCAUGCGCGUCCUCAAAUCCAAGGAGCAGAGCACCUACGACCCCAUAGAGCAGCCUCAGUGAGACGUGGAGCCGGGAAUGAGUCAUGGAGUUGUGACGACAACACACCCUUUUCUCAUUGGUCCACCCUCCAAAUACUACUUUGGUGUGUUUUUUCUUCUUCUUUUUUUUUAAGUCACGAGCCUGAUUUUUGUAAAUGAGCUAAAACUACUUUGGAUGUGUUGAGCUGUGAAUACUUUAGUGUAGUUGACGUUUGUUCUGCUGCUGUGCUUUGUGUGUGUGUGUGUGUGUGUGUGUGUGUGUGUGUGUGUGUUCUUGUAUUUCUACCCUUCUUGAGACAUGAAGAAGGAAAAGUAUCUUCCAUAUAAGGAGGUGUGACAUAAAUCAUGGUCCCAAUAACAUUGCAUCUAAUAGAUUUGAAGUGAAGUGAAUGAUAUUUAUAUAGCGCUUUUUCUCUAGUGACUCAAAGCGCUUUUACAUAGGGAAGCCCAAUAUCUAGGUUACAUUUAAACCAGUGUGGGUGGCACUGGGAGCAGUGUCUUGCCCAAGGACACAACGGCAGUGACUCGGAUGGCGGAAGCGGGAAUCGAACCUGGAACCCCUCAAGUUGCCGGCACGGCCGCUCUACCAACCGAGAGCUAUGCCGCCCCUGGUCGUGAAAUCUAUGCAAAAAAAAAAAAAAAGGAGGGAUUUUUCAAAUUGACUGUGUGUCGGUUUCAAAAGUGCUCCCCUCUCUGGUCAACAUAUGAAAUAACAAGUGUGUGUAAGAAAUUGAAAUGCGCCCCCUCUGGCCAACAUAUGAAAUAACAAGUGUGUGUACAAAUGUGAAGUGCUCCCCCUCUGGUCAACAUAUGAAAAAACAAGUGUCUAUUAAAAUGUGAAGUGCUCCCCCUCUGGUCAACAUACGAAAUAACAAGUGUGUGUAAGUGUUGGAAUAAUUGUUUGUAAGUUAUCACAAAAGAAACGUUGUAUUACAUUAUGUUCCUGAUAAGAAGAUGAAGGCUGUCUUUUGAGGCCUAACAAGAGGAAGAAGGCUCGUGAAACUCCACUGUGAUUUCAACACGGACAGAUGGCAGGAUCUGCUCAACUUCCAGAGGAACUCUCUUUGAAGUGUUAAACGAACUCUCUUUGAAGUGUUUCACAAACUCUCUUCCAACUAUUUGGUAACGGAGGUCAACGCUAUUUACGACCCGCUGCCCUCUUGAAGUCGCUGUGGUCAGGAGACGGGAGGGGUUAUCCAUUGUCUUCCAACACCUGCCCCAGCUGGAUCCAGGAAGAGCCCAAGCCCGAGACAUCCUCUUCUUGGUCUUCAAUGUGACCGAAAACAAUGACUGUUUUACAUACUUCCCAUUCCUGCUGAGACAUGUGUUGGUGCGUGAACAUUGAACAUCUAAAUAAAAGAGGAGACGAAAACCUUCUUCGUCAGAGCGUGCUAAGACACUGUAAGAGGUUACAGGUUGACGCCGUCUCUCCUCAAUUGAGUCCAAAUUGAAUUCUGUCUCUGUUUGAUUCCUUGCCUUUUGUCUUGUUUAAUAGAUGUCCUCAGUGUUUGAAUGUGACAGUAAGAAUUUGAAAUGGGCCCCCUCUGGCCAACAUAUGAAAUAACAAAUGUGUGUAAAAAUGUGAAGUGCUCCCCCUCUGGUCAACAUAUGAAAUAACAAGUGUGUGUAAGAAAUUGAAAUGCGCCCCCUCUGGCUAACAUAUGAAAUAACAAGUGUGUGUAAAAAUUUGAAGUGCUCCCCCUCUGGUCAACAUAUGAAAAAACAAGUGUGUAUUAAAAUGUGAAGUGCUCCCCCUCUGGCCAACAUAUGAAAUAACAAGUGUGUGUAAAAAAUUUGAAGCGCUCCCCCUCUGGCCAAUAUAUGAAAUAACAAGUGUGUGUAAAAAUUUUAAGCGCUCCCCCUCUGGUCAACAUAUGAAAAAACAAGUCUGUAUUAAAAUGUGAAGUGCUCCCCCUCUGGUCAACAUAUGAAAUAACAAGUGUGUGUAAGAAAUUGAAAUGCGCCCCCUCUGGCCAACAUAUGAAAUAACAAGUGUGUGUAAGAAAUUGAAAUGCGCGCUCUCUGGCCAACAUAUGAAAUAACAAGUGUGUGUAAAAAUGUGAAGUGCUCCCCCUCUGGUCAACAUGUGAAAUAACAAGUGUGUGUAAAAAAUUUUAAGCGCUCCCCCUCUGGCCAAUAUAUGAAAUAACAAGUGUGUGUAAAAAUGUGAAGUGCUCCCCCUCUGGUCAACAUGUGAAAUAACAAGUGUGUGUAAAAAAUGUUUAAGCGCUCCCCCUCUGGCCAACAUAUGAAAUAACAAGUGUAUGUAAACAUUUGAAGUGCGCCCCCUUUGGCCAACAUUAAUUAAAAAAAAAAAAAAAAUGUGUAUAGAGACAUACUGUAAUAACUUGAAGUAAAUAAUGAAGAUUAAAAACAAAAAAUUCAUUCAAAAAACUAAAACCGUACCUUUUUUAUAUUUGCAUAGUAUGUAUAUAUUAUUAAUGUUGUAAAUACAAAUAUGUAUAUAUCUAGAAAGGGUGGUCCUAAAAAGGUAGGCAUUUUUCGGAGGUCUCAAGAAGGUAAGAAAUACAAGAAUGUGUGUUUGUGUUGUUUUGUGUCGCUCAACUGAAAUGUUUGGAUUUGGCAAAAAAAUAAGAAAAAACCCAAAGU
This is a messenger RNA of Nerophis lumbriciformis (worm pipefish), 3429 nucleotides long. It is a transcript of the gene cd164l2, whose product is annotated as CD164 sialomucin-like 2. Gene Ontology annotation, cellular component: cytoplasmic vesicle. The record is from RefSeq and is a predicted model, not a curated record. Lineage: Eukaryota; Metazoa; Chordata; Actinopteri; Syngnathiformes; Syngnathidae.